UCCACUUCCUUCCGAAUGACCUUGACACCUACCUCACCAUCGUCUACCCGGAAGGGAUGGAGGAGAAACAAUUGUCCAGCAUGCGGAAAGAUCUUCAUUCCCGUUUCCUUAUCCCACUUUCGAGUCCGACUUUCCGGAGACCGAACAGUUUGAGGCUGUCCAGGAUCCAGUCGCCGUAUCUGCUCGACGUUCACAUUGGUCUAGCACCGUCUAAAGCAAAAGGUAAAGUGACAUUAGUUCGGGGCAGCUUCGAAUACCACCACUACAUGCAAGACAGGUUAGACGAUAGUGGAUGGGGGUGUGCAUAUAGGUCCCUACAGACCAUCGCGUCCUGGCUCUACCUCCAGGGCUACACCGAGAAGGCCACCCCCACCCACAGGCAGAUACAACAGGCCUUGGUGGAAGUCGGUGAUAAGCUUCCAUCAUUUCUCGGCUCCAAACAAUGGAUUGGUUCCACUGAAGUUUCAUACGUUCUCGAUCAUAUUUUCAGUAUUCAGUGCAAGAUAAGCCACGCCUCCUCUGGUCUCGAGAUGUCCUCGAAAAUUCGUGAGAUCAUCCACCAUCUUGAAACCCAUGGUUCACCCAUGAUGAUUGGAGGCGGGGUACUAGCCCAUACGAUCAUAGGCAUCGAUUUCAACGAGGAGACUGGCGAUGUGGCCUACCUUGUUCUUGACCCACACUACACUGGCCCUGAAGAUCUCAAGGUCAUUCAGUCUAAGGGAUGGUGUGGAUGGAAAGGUCCGGAUUUCUGGAGUGCCAAUAGUUUUUAUAACAUAUGCAUGCCUCUCAAGCCAUCCGGCUAUUGAUGGACUGAACGAACGAAUGCAUGUAUGGAUGAAUGAAUGAAUAAAUGAAUGAAUGAAUGAAUGAUGGAGGCGUGAGUAAAAGAGUUAGUUAGUCGGCAAAUGAAAGAAUAGAUGGGUAAGAAUGAAUGAAUGAAUGUAUGGAUGAUUUAAUUUAUUAAAUGAAUUAAUAGGAUGAAUAAAUGAAUUAAUAAAUGAAUGAAUGAAUUGACAGAUGAACGAAUUUAUAUAUAUACAUGACUGUAUAUCUGAAUUAGUCCAUAUGUUUGUAUUUAAUUUGUUGGCCCCAAAAAAAGAUUCUAUAUAUUUAUAUAUAUAUAUAUUUCAAAAGUCGAACAUUAUUUACCAUUUGUUAAUCGUUCGUUUAUUCCCAGACAGAUUUUCUCAUUACUAUUAUUGUUGUUAUUAUUAUUGUUGUUAUUAUUUUUAUCAUCAUUGUUGUUAUUGUUAUUAUGAUUGUUGCUAUUGUUAUUAUCAUUGUUGGUAUCGGUGAUUUGAAGCGGAGUUUUUUAAUUUUUAUUGGGUAAAAACAACUUAUUCAGGUUUAAAUAGCUUGCUAAUUGGUUGGCUGGUUGGUUUAUUGAUUGGUGGAUUGAUUGAUUUAAAAAAGGGUCAAAAGGAGUCACAAAUCUUAAAAAAAUUCUCCCCCGGGUCGAAAAAUGCGGCCCUUCAAAGGUAAAAUUGUUCUCAACACGGCCCUCACAGCAAAAAUUUAAUUAAUUAAUUGAGAUUAAUUUAUCUGUUUCGUGUUUAAAUCAUUAUUUAGUUUGUUGACUUAUCGUUCGGUUAUUUAACUGACUGACUGAUUGAUUGAUUAGUAAGUUGGUUGAUUGAUUAAUUGUUUGGGUAGUUGGUCAGUUGAAAGAAUUGAUUGAUUGAUUAAUUGAUUGAUUAGUUAAUUGAUUAAUUAAUUGAUUGAUUGAAAAAUUCUUCAAAUAAAUUGAAUAAGUAAGAUG
This is a messenger RNA of Helobdella robusta, 1759 nucleotides long. RefSeq lists its product as hypothetical. NCBI's taxonomy places the organism in Eukaryota, Metazoa, Annelida, Clitellata, Rhynchobdellida, Glossiphoniidae. The coding region runs from base 57 to 806 and encodes 249 amino acids. The record is from RefSeq and is a predicted model, not a curated record. The transcript is spliced from 8 exons.